Messenger RNA from Cuscuta europaea, 1182 nucleotides. The record is from the annotation of a GenBank genome assembly. NCBI's taxonomy places the organism in Eukaryota, Viridiplantae, Streptophyta, Magnoliopsida, Solanales, Convolvulaceae.
CAGUACAGACAUGACCUUUAUGUAGUAUCUGAUAGGCAUAAAGGUCUUAUAAAGGCUGUUUCUGAAAUCUUGCCACAUGCUAGCCAUGGUUUUUGUGUUGCUCAUCUGCGUCGUAACAUGACACACAAAUUUAGAGGAUCUGCAGCUACUUUGGGAUGGAAAUUCAAAGCUGCCUAUAUGGCAGCAACUGUUAAAGAAUAUGAUGACUACUUAUCCAUGUUGGAUUCUGAAAACUCCAGGAUAAGGACUUGGCUAGACAAAAUAGGUGCUAACACAUGGUCAAAAGUAAUUUCUGGACCAAAGAUAUAUAAUAUUAUGACCUCCAAUUGUGCUGAGUCUAUGAACAAAGUCAAUGUAUGUGCAAGAGAGUAUUCAGUCUCUAAACUUGUUGAUUUUUUGCAUGAAAGGAUGCAACAAUGGUUCACAGAGAGGAAAGAUAAAGCUGAGAAAACAAGUACUAUACUCACACGGAAAUGUGAGAAACGUCUUGUAGCUUUGCAAGCUGAAGCUACACGUAUGAAGGUGAAACCAUCAUGCGCAUAUGAAUUUGAAGUUGUUGAUAGCAGAUGCACGUCCUUUGUGGUCAAUCUCAACUCUAGAAGUUGUACUUGUGGCCACUUUCAACUAGAUCAUUUUGUUUGUGUUCAUGCUGUUGCUGCAAUUGCUAUACGCCCACAUCUGUCAUGUUAUACUUACAUUUCUCCUUUUUAUACUAGAGAUGCUUGGCUUGCUACAUGGUCUGGUAUUAUGCAUCCAAUUGUUGAUCGUGACAGUUGGUCUGUUCCUGCUACUAUUCAAAACCAACUAUGCAAGCCACCAACUUGUAUGAAGCGUCCUCCUGGUCGCCCGAAGAAAUCCAGGAUUCCAUCCAUUGGAGAAUAUAGAGGUUCAAAAAGACAAAAAUGUUCUAGAUGCCAUGUGCUUGGCCAUAAUAAGAAAACUUGUAGGAAUCCCAUUCCAAUCAAUACCCAGUGAUACCCAUGGCUAAUUCAUUGUAUUUUGUCUUUUGUUUUUAUAAAGUACUUUUAAGAAUUCUAUUAUGUGGUUUGGACACAGUUAUCAUUUGUUUAAAUGUUCUGCCAUUUAGUUUUCAGGCCUUGUGUUUUGGCAUUUUGUUUACUCGUAACUGACAUAUGUCAGAUUUGAUGGCAAUUUCUGUUCACAAUUGAUGACAGUUUGUUA